AUGCGUCUUUUUUUGAUCAUCGCAUUAUGUGCUGAUUUAACAGCGAAAUUCGUGGUCGCCGAUGGAGAAUUCGAAGUUAAAAGAGGUGUAUUUCCUUUUAUGGCUUUCGUUUAUUACCCGGACAAAACAGUUGUAGAUAGUUCUGGUAUACGACUCAAGAGAGGUGCGGUCUUAAUACGGCCUGACUGGCUCGUGACUUCCUCACUAGAAGAUGGACAAAUUUCGCUCGCGUUUCCAAAAGAGACAUUGGUAGCGAGACUCGGAGCUAUCAGAAUAGAUUCUAAAUUCACUCUUUUUGAGGAUGAGGACGAACAAGAACGUGAGAUAAUUCAAAUAGCACGUCCCCAAAACUACAGUGCAAUGGAAUGGUGGUUCGCUGAUAUAUCAUUGUUGAAAACUCUGCUCCCUUUUAACAUAACAGCGGCAGUUGGUCCAGCAAUCAUCAACACUAAACCCAGGGAUGCGGAUAAGAGUUGCUUCAUACUAGUCUACGCUGCGCCCAAUGGAAAUGCAAGCGACGAUAGGAUGUUGAUGCAACUUUCAAUAGAAAUACUAGGCUCAUCUCCGGAGAACUGUGGCAGCAACUACAUGAGAAGUAUGAUGUGUGGAACAAACACUGAUGACACGAGAAAAUAUCCUGGUUUCUGUGAGGGUAAUAGUGGAGGUCCUCUAGUAUGUGAUAAUGAAGUGAUUGCGAUACAAACUUACUUUAAUGAUUGUAAGCCACCUCACCGAUAUCAAAUCCUGGGUGCUUGGGACAAUUUAAUAACAUGCGCCUUAGAGGACAAAUGCAAAGAGGAGCAAUGCGCUAGAAUUUGCAGCACCAUACAUAAAGAUUCCGAUGACGUUGUCAUUCCGGAGAAAACGUUAUCAGAGGAAGCAAAAAUACAUUCCGACGACGAAAAUAUCUCUACCACUGACGGGCAAGAAGUAGGCCAAGAAGUAUCAAGUACCCCUGUAGAAGCAAGAAGACUGCUGCAAGAUAAUUCGCACUUUUUGUCCUUUAACUCUGGCUUGGUUCAUACUGAUUCUCCUACAGCGAAUUCUACGGAAGCACAGAAUACUAAGGAGACAGUUCUCAGUAGUGAAGUUGAUACUACAGAGAAAUCAACGUCCACUACGAAUGACCAUACUGAUGAAGAGCAGCAGGAUGCAAUUACGAAGUCUCCCAGCGCAGCCGUCACUAUGAGUCCAGAAACAGAAAACAUGCCCGUAUAUAAAACUAUGGAAUCAGAAAGCAGUGUGCCAGAGAACCUCAUAGAAAAUUCACAACAAGAGGAGCCACCGCAACGGCCACCACUCAAAGUGAGAAGCGAAGCUUCGAUAAACGUUAAUUCAUUCUAUUUCAUGUUAAUAUUGGCUAUGAUUAAUUUUACAUAG
Danaus chrysippus (African queen) is the source of this 1380-nucleotide messenger RNA. Lineage: Eukaryota; Metazoa; Arthropoda; Insecta; Lepidoptera; Nymphalidae. The record is from the annotation of a GenBank genome assembly.